Molecule: messenger RNA, 1661 nt
Organism: Oncorhynchus keta (chum salmon)
Lineage: Eukaryota; Metazoa; Chordata; Actinopteri; Salmoniformes; Salmonidae
Exons: 6
Coding region: 217-1509 (430 amino acids)
Source: RefSeq, a predicted model, not a curated record
AGAGAAACAUAGUGGAGCAGGUCAUUGAUACAGAUGCAGGUCAUAAAUUGAACUCUAAUUUCACUGAAUGUAAUCCUUUUGCAUGUGAAUGUGAUUUAGCAUGGACAUCUAUUGAGCAGAGGACUAAUAGCAGAGUGCACAUAGUAUCCUUUCUUGGGUACUUAACUUCACAAAGUACACAAAGUUGGCUAACAUAUACUUGCCUCAGAAGGUUACAUGUUUUCUGACUUCUUUACCUUGGUGAAUGCUGCUUUGGACACAGGUCCCUCUACAUCUGUGGAAUUCUCUGGGAUGGCAGUUCAGGGGACAUCUCACCAGGGACAAUCUAAUAAAAAGAUCCGAAGUGAGUGUGUCUCCAGGGCCUGUCAGACCAGGGCUCUUGACCUCCCGCCAAUCAAUCCGGAUGCUUUCAACCCGAUUAUCAUCCGGUUUCUGGAAAAACUUACUGAGGAGCAAUGGAGGCAGUUAAGCAUUGGCAGGAUGGACCCUGUGAUGAGGGCAUUGCUUGCAGAGAUGUGCCUGGAGAUUGUACGGUUUGUAUCUGAGGUCAUCCUGGAGGUCAUCAUCCCUGCAAUUUUCCAUUUUGUACGGAUAUACAGCCAUGUGUCUCCAGUAUCCGGCAAGUCUCUGACAGAAUCAGAGAGAUCUUCUAGCACAAACCUGAAGGUUCGCAAGAGAGGCAGCAGCAAAUCCUCAAGGUCUUGCACGGCCAAAUCAAGCUCCUCUCGUAAUGGGUCUCAGACAGUGUUGCCAAAUACUCAGGGAGAUGGUGAGUCUAUAUCAUCUGAGCCACUCAGUGACUUUUUUGUGAUUACUGAGGACAGUCUCCUGGCUAGUUUCCAGGAUUCCUUCAAAGAGUCGCUGAACAAUGUCCUCUGUAUCCAAAGAGAGGGCCAGGUAGACACUCAAAGUCUAUCCCGGGUUAUUGUUGGAGAAGUGUCAAAGAAGGUCAAUUCCAUAAUCUCUGUGGCCAUCCAAACUCCCAUCUCUGGGCGAAUAUCCCCUGUCAUUUUUGCCAGUGGUGGUGUCUCCAGCACCAAGAUGGUUGAGGAGAUGGUGUCUGGUGUUUCCAACAUACUUCAGAUGUAUAUUAAUGGGAAGAGUGUUGAGCAGAGUGUUGUUCUCAGAGAGGAUGGUGUUGAGGUGGAUAUGACACAUUUAACAGGACAGGUCAUGACAGCACUCAGUGGCACUGUUUUGAACUUCAGCAAUAAGGAGGAAAAUGAUCCCAACAAGAGGGAACUGCUUUGUGUUGUUGCUGACCAUAUGAAGAUGUUUGAAUCUUGUAAAAGUUCUGAGGAGAUGCUAAAACAAGGAGAGAGCAACCUCAAUAUCAAAGGUGCCAAAUCUAGUCUUCGUCUGUCAACACAAAGUAUGGACAGACUACUCACUGAGGAGUUUCAGACCAAGGCCACUGAAUCGAUCCAACCCAAAGUGUACACAGAAGGUCAACAAGAAGACCCACUGCACUCCAACACCUUCCCAGAACCAGACCCCUGCUAUCAGUGAAACAGCAAUUGUCAAUGAUCAAGAAUCCUGCCGAACAGAGAGUGUAUGCUCCAUCAAGAAGAAACCAAGGAAGCGUUCACUCAUUUCCAGGAUGUUUUCAGCUAUAGGCAAAGCCUUGUCCAGUCCCUUUACUUCCUGCUAUAAAAGGAAGA